AUGGUCCGCAUCCCGCUGGCCCACCGCAUCGCCAGCAAAGGGAGCACCAGGCCCCCCAACGACGAUGCUCUCGCAGCCGACUCCAAGCAUUUGAUCCUCAGGACCUCGGUCCUACGUGGUCGCAACUUGGCCGCCAAGGACAGGAAUGGUACCAGUGAUCCCUACCUGGUCGUUACCCUCGGCGACUCGCGCCAGUCUACCCCCACCAUCUCCAAGACCCUCAACCCAGAAUGGCACGUGUCGUUUGAUCUGCCCGUCGUCGGCGUGCCGCUACUGGAGUGCGUGUGCUGGGAUAAGGACCGAUUUGGAAAGGACUACAUGGGGGAAUUCGACAUCCCUCUCGAAGACCUCUUUGCCGAUGGCCGUGUUUACCAGGAACCGCAAUGGUAUGACCUGCGCGCCAAAUUUAAAACUGGCAAGGACAAUGAUGUGUCUGGCCAGAUUCAGCUCCAAUUUUCUCUCUACGAUGCCUCCGACCUAACCGCCUCGCCCGAAGACAUCUGCUGUAAAUUUAGCGCCUUGGUCACUUCUGGUGACGACGACGAAGAGGCUAUCAUUCCUGCAUCUUCUGACGACAAAUCCGAUGCCACCUCCGACGAGACCACUGAUGAUCCUGCCCGGCUGGGAUCUGCUGAGAACAGGCGCCGGAAGCUGCGCCUUGCCAAGUUGAGGGACAAGUCCAUUGCUGCUCGCGCCUAUGAGUUUUCUGGUGCCAAAGACGGCGUCUCAGGAAUUGUCUUCCUUGAGGUUGGCAAAGUCCUGGACUUGCCCCCCGAGAAGAAUGUGACUCGCACGUCUUUUGAUAUGGACCCAUUUGUCGUCACCUCUUUAGGCCGAAAGACCCUACGAACGCGUGUCAUUCGUCAUAACCUCAACCCAGUCUUUGACGAAAAGAUGGUCUUUCAGGUAAUGAAGCAUGAACAGACUUAUUCUUUCAGCUUUACUAUUAUGGACCGAGAUAAGCUGUCCGGAAACGACUUCGUCGCUUCGGCAAAUUUUCCCCUACAGAAUCUGAUCCACGCUGGACCCGUUGCCGAUCCUGAGACAGGCCUAUAUCGUCUCUCUGGUCUAUUCGAGACCCCUGUUCAGGCUCCCGCAGCAUCAAAAUCCCGUUUUAGGCUGACCCUUUCACGCUCCUCAUCUGCCUCAAGUCUUUCGAAGCUCGCACGGCCCGGCUUAAAAUCAAAAACGUCGGCCACAUCCUUGUCAAGUCAGUUUCAAGUGGCGGAACAGUCAAACCAUGCCCACAUUCCUACCCCAUGCACUUCGGCAACCCAGUUAAGCGUACCAGGGAUAGCUGCCUGUCCCUCAGACGGCACCACUACGCCGCCUGACACCGAUGACUUGAAGUGCUACGUUAUACCGCUUACACUGAAGAAUAAAGAUCGAUGGGAAGACAAGCAUUUUCCCGAGCUUCACGUUCGUGCUAAGUACAUGCCUUACGCUGCUCUACGACAGCAAUUCUGGAAAGUCAUGCUGAAGCAGUACGAUGCCGAUGAAAGCGGCCGGAUAAGCAAGGUUGAAUUGACGACAAUGCUUGACACGCUCGGUUCAACGCUAAAAGAAUCCACGAUUGACAGUUUUUUUCAUAAAUUUGCCAAUGAAAACGAGCCUAGCGACACUAUAGACUUGACUUUUGACCAGGCAGUUAUCUGCCUUGAAGAGACCUUGCAGACGUUGCAGAAAUCUGCGGGAUCUCACUCGAAAAAUUUGGUACAUAUUUCUCCCCCAUCGCCGGGAAGCGAAAAUCUAUCCUGUGAGGAUCUACCUCGAUCUUUGAGUUCUUCCGUGCCCCUCACGACGACUUCGGGACGGAGGACUGUGAGCCACAGUACAUCACGCGAUGAAUCCACCUCUAGCGAAGAUGGACCCCUUCACCCAGAUGAUUUGGCUGAUGAGCGUGGGGAAGAGCAUGUUAUCGAACUUCGAGAGUGCCCACUCUGCCAUCAACCGAGACUCGAAAAGCGAUCUGAUUCUGACAUAAUCACUCACAUUGCUACAUGUGCCAGUCAGGAUUGGCGCCAGGUUGAUAAUCUGGUAAUGGGUGGUUUUGUCACUUCCAGCCAGGCCCAACGGAAAUGGUACAGUAAAGUUAUCACUAAAAUUUCGUAUGGUGGGUACAAACUUGGGGCCAAUUCAGCGAAUAUUCUCGUUCAGGACCGAAUCACUGGACAGAUAAAUGAAGAACGCAUGAGCGUGUAUGUACGGUUGGGGAUUCGCUUACUUUACAAGGGCCUUAAGAGUAGGGACAUGGAGAAGAAACGAAUUCGGAAGAUGUUGAAAUCCCUCAGCAUCAAACAAGGGAGGAAGUAUGAUGACCCGGCAUCUGCGGGACAGAUUGAGGGAUUCAUGGCUUUUCAUCAACUGGACUUGUCAGAAGUGCUUCUUCCCCUCGAUGAGUUCAGAACUUUCAACGAAUUCUUUUAUCGGGCCUUGAAACCAGGCGCACGGCCGUGCUCGGCCCCUAACAACCCAGACAUUAUUGUUUCACCGGCGGACUGCCGAAGUGUUGUCUUCGAUCGAAUUGACGAUGCAACAAAGAUUUGGGUCAAGGGCCGAGAAUUUUCUUUGGCUAGGCUCCUUGGCAAAGCUUACCCCGAAGAUGUGGAGCGGUACAAAGGCGGUGCUCUGGGAAUUUUUCGAUUGGCACCCCAAGACUACCAUCGUUUCCAUAUACCGGUGGAUGGCGUUAUGGACGUGCCUAAAACUAUCGAAGGCGAGUAUUAUACAGUGAACCCGAUGGCUAUUCGCUCUGCACUUGACGUGUAUGGGGAAAAUAUUCGCAUUCUUGUCCCGAUUAACUCCAUCGCACACGGACGGGUCAUGGUUAUUUGCGUUGGGGCAAUGAUGGUGGGCAGCACAGUGAUCACGCGACAGGCCGGGGAAAGGGUUACUCGAGCAGAGGAGUUGGGCUACUUCAAAUUUGGGGGCAGUACCAUUUUAGUUCUUUUUGAACCAGGGCGUAUGAACUUCGAUAGUGACCUGACCGACAAUUCCAAAGGCGCUCUGGAGACGUUGAUUCGCGUCGGCAUGUCUAUCGGUCACAGCCCGCACGUCGCGCAGUAUACUCCAGACAUGCGUAAGCCAGACGAACUGGUGUCAGGGAAGGAGAGAGAGGAGGCGAAUCGCAGGAUCGGCGGGAAUCUGGCGCCGACGAUAAAACUAGAGGUAUCAUCUCAUUAG
This is a messenger RNA of Ophidiomyces ophidiicola, 3183 nucleotides long. It is a transcript of the gene PSD2, whose product is annotated as phosphatidylserine decarboxylase. Gene Ontology annotation, biological process: phospholipid biosynthetic process. The transcript is spliced from 7 exons. Lineage: Eukaryota; Fungi; Ascomycota; Eurotiomycetes; Onygenales; Onygenaceae. Gene Ontology annotation, molecular function: calcium ion binding; phosphatidylserine decarboxylase activity. The record is from RefSeq and is a predicted model, not a curated record. The coding region runs from base 1 to 3183 and encodes 1060 amino acids.